Ostrinia furnacalis (Asian corn borer) is the source of this 16276-nucleotide messenger RNA. RefSeq names its product FAT atypical cadherin kugelei (gene kug). Gene Ontology annotation, cellular component: catenin complex; plasma membrane. The record is from RefSeq and is a predicted model, not a curated record. Gene Ontology annotation, biological process: cell migration; multicellular organism development; homophilic cell-cell adhesion. Gene Ontology annotation, molecular function: cadherin binding; beta-catenin binding; calcium ion binding. Lineage: Eukaryota; Metazoa; Arthropoda; Insecta; Lepidoptera; Crambidae.
CCGCGGGGUGCAGCGUUCGUGCCGCUCGUCCGCGCAACUCUCUCCGCACACCGCAACUUACGUUCGCCAGACGGGCACGCGUGGAUCACCAGUGACGAUUGGAUUUCCAACUUGUGAAUAAAUAAUAGUUCCACAUUAUGAUAAGUGACAUGUGCAAUUAGUUAAGUGCAAACAAAUAUUCAGUGCAUUGUUGUUGAAGCCGGUUCACCUCGUGAGCGAGGCCGGUUCCGAGUGCCGGUCGCAGUGCCUGUGCCCCUCCGACUUGUGCUUUCUAAACGAAUCCCAAGCGAGCGUUAACUGUUCGCUUGCUACGUGAUCCUUAACACUUAUUUGGAUUUUAAAACGAACAGACGGCGGGCGGCGGCGGCCGGCGCGAUGAGGUAGCGCCGCGGCGCGCGCGCAGCCCACACUCACCGCUCCCGCGACGCGCGCCUACACACACUAUAUGAGAACUCCAAAAACGCGAUGCUUGGUGCGCGAGCGUGGCUGGUGCUGGCGGCGGUGGCGUGGUGCGCGCGCGCCGGGCCCGGGCCGCCCGCGCCCGCCGCGCCGCCGCGCUUCCCGCGCGCGCUCUACAACCUGAGCGUGCCCGAGAACAGCCCGCCGCGCACGCACGCGCUGCCGCCGCCCGGCGCCGAGCCGCUGGGCCUGGCGCUGCCGCAGCCCGACGCGCGCUGCCGCUUCCGCAUCCGCCACGGCGACAAGGACAAGUUCUUCAAGGCCGAGGAGCGCGUCGUCGGCGACUUCUGCUUCCUCACCGUGCGCACGCGCGCCGGCCACGCCGACGUGCUCAACCGGGAGCGCCGCGACAGCUACCGGCUGGAGGUGCGCGCGACGAUCCAAGCCUCCGACCGCCAGUACGAAGCGGACACGGUCGUCGCCGUCGACGUCGCCGACGAAAACGAUCUGAGUCCCCUCUUUUACCCGACCGAAUAUGAGGUCGUCGUCCCCGAGGACGCUCCGGUGCACUCCAGCAUCGCGCGCGUCACCGCCGAGGACGCGGACCUCGGCCUCAACGGUGAGAUCUACUACAGCCUGGCCGAGUCCACCGACAGGUUUGCCGUUCACACCACCUCCGGCGUUAUCACCAUCACGCGGGCUUUGGUGGCCUCAGAAAGUUUAAGGCAUGAAGUCAUCGUACUGGCUCGAGAUCGCGCUUCACUUCUACUAAAAGGGGAAGAUGCGCCUGCAGCGAAAGCUACGGUCGUAGUGCGCGUUGAAAGGGUGAAUUUACACGCACCAGAAUUGAGAGUUCGUAAACUGCCAGAACUCGUGGAGAACUCGACAGCUGAAAUAUACGCAAUAAUAGAAGUUAGCGAUAGGGACACGGGUGAACAUGGCCGAAUAGCUAAUUUAGAGAUUGUCGACGGUGAUCCGGACGGCCACUUCAGAGUUCGACCUUCAGUGCAACCGGGGGAAUACGAUGUCGUCGUACACGCACUCCUGGAUCGUGAGAGCGCCCCGCACGGCUACAAUCUGACACUUCGUGCGACAGACGCAGGCCAUCCUCCUCGUUCCUCUUAUUUAACGUUACCAGUGACACUUGUAGACGCCAACGAUAAUGCACCAGUAUUUAGUCGAGAAGUAUACGAAGCGAGCAUACCUGAGACCGCGCCCCCGAAUACGCCAGUUAUUAGGCUCAAAGUAAGCGACCGAGAUGAAGGUCGCAAUGCUCGCGUUUACAUAGAAAUAGUUGGAGGUAAUGAAGGUGGCGAGUUUGUAGUAAAUCCAGAUACAGGUGUUUUGUAUACGGCAAUAGCGUUAGACGCUGAAGAAAAAUCGCUUUAUACUCUUACGGUUUCAGCAAUAGACCAAGGGAAUGCCGGAACACGAAAACAGUCAUCCGCAAAAGUAAAAAUAGCAGUCCUCGAUUCCAAUGAUAACAACCCUGUAUUCGAACAAGACAACAUGGAGGUCACAGUACUUGAAAACGGUGCCAGUGGAACCGUAGUAGCGAGAGUCGUCGCGAGAGAUGCCGACUCUGGCGAAAAUGCUUACAUAUCUUAUAGCAUUGCAAAUUUACAACCCGUGCCUUUUGAUGUCGAUCACUUUUCAGGUGCAGUACGUACAACCCGAGUACUUGAUUAUGAGAGCAUGCGCCGAGAAUAUACUUUACAUAUACGUGCAAGCGAUUGGGGACUACCGUAUCGACGUCAAGCUGAGAUGCAUCUUACAGUUCGGGUUAAAGACGUUAAUGACAACCGCCCGCAGUUUGAACGGAUCGACUGUGUCGGAUAUGUGCCGCGGAGGCUUACCAUCGGCUAUGAAAUUGUUACACUUUCAGCUAUAGACUUUGAUGCGGGCGAUGUGGUCUCGUAUCGCAUUGUGAGCGGAAAUGAAGAUAACUGUUUUUCUCUUGAUUCAAGUACGGGAGUUUUGAGUUUAUCCUGUGAUCUAAAUGAUGUUCGAUCUGAAACAAAAGUGUUAAAUGUGACAGCUACUGAUGGCACUCAUUUUGCGGAUGCAACUUCACUUACUUUACACCUCGUAGGAGGCGGAACUGGUGGAGAUGCCAGUCCUUUGGAAUGCCGAGACACCGGUGUUGCCCGACGCUUAACAGAACUUUUAGCAGCAGCUGAACGAAGCAAUGCACCUAUUGAUUUUGCUGACGAAUUUCCACUUGCACCCUCACGUUACGGGGAAAACUUACAUUCACCUGACUUUAUAGACUUCCCUGUGGAAGUGAAAGUAAACGAAUCUGUCGCGCUUGGAACGUCUCUGGUUCGUUUACGAGCACGGGACCGCGACCUUGGUUACAAUGGGCUCCUAGUUUACGGAAUAUCUGGAGGAGACGCUGAUUCAGCUUUUAGAAUAGACCCAGAUACUGGUGACCUGCAGGUAAUUGGUUACUUGGACCGGGAGCGAGAAACCGAAUAUUAUCUCAAUGUUACUGUUUAUGAUCUGGGCUCACCGCAACGAUCGGCAUCACGAUUACUGCCAGUCACCGUAUUAGAUGUGAAUGACAAUCCACCUCGAUUUGAAAAGACACUUGCUAGCUUUCGAGUAACAGAGAACGCUCUCAACGGUACCGCAAUAUUUCGUGCAAACGCAACAGACCGCGAUUCAGGAGACUUUGCUCGUAUCACUUACAGUUUAAGUGGUACUGGAGAAGACGAAGGAGAGUUUUGUGUGGAACGUGAUACAGGUGUGGUACUGGUAUGUGCACCGCUGGACCGCGAACGUCGAGCUCUUUACGAGCUGACUGUUCGCGCGACCGAUGGAGGCGGGUUGCACGCCGAGGCGCUGGUCCGGGUCGCAGUAGAUGAUGUUAACGACAAUCCUCCGCACUUCGGCCUGUCCGCCUACGGAGCACGGGUCCGAGAAGAUGUGCCUACGGGUACCCUCGUCGCAGUACUCGAAGCUUUCGAUCCAGAUCUCGGGGCCGGCGGUAUCGUCACCUACUCCUUGCCGGAUCAAGCAGCGGACGAUGUCAUAUUUACUAUUGAUCGUACUUCAGGAACAUUACGAACCGCAAAACGUUUGGAUUACGAGGAAAGACAGGUAUACGGAGUGACAGUGCGUGCAACGGACGGAGGGCGUCCAGCGCUAUGGGCCGAAGCCACAGUGAUAGUGGAAGUGUUAGACGUGGACGAAAACGCUCACGCUCCUCAGUUCGCCGACCGCACGGUGCUCCUGGCGAGCGUGCGGGAGGACGCCGCGCGCGGCUCGCGCGUGCUGGCCGCCGCCGCCACCGACGCCGACCCGCCGGGCCGGGACUCGCGGCUGGCGUAUUACAUCGUCGCCGGCUCCGGCAUGGCUCAUUUCUCUAUCGACGACGAAGGUGUUAUCCGCACGUUGACUCCUCUGGACCGCGAGACGGUGCCGCACUACUGGCUGACGGUGUGCGCGCAGGACCACGGCCUCGUGCCCCGGCACUCUUGCGUGCAGCUGUACGUGGAAGUGUCGGACGUGAACGACAUGGCGCCGUGGCCGACGCGCGCCGCCUACGCCGCCGAGAUCCCGGAGCACUCGCCGGCCGGCACGCGCGUGGCGCGCGUCACCGCCACCGACGCCGACGCUGCGCCUGCGCCCGCGCGCAUCACCUACUCCAUCGUCGCCGGCAACCCGGACGGACUGUUUUCGAUCGACGAACAAACUGGCGAAAUCGUAACGACGGGGCGCACGCUGGACCGCGAGGCGGCGGCGUCGCACGCGCUGGAGGUGCAGUGCUCGGACGGCGCGCUGGCCACCACGGCGCGCGUGGCCGUGCGCCUGGCCGACGUCAACGACCACGCGCCCGUGUUCGCGCAGCACUUCUACGACGUGCGCGUGCCGCUGCUGCCCGACGCCGCGCCCGACGACACGCUGCCGCAGGGCGACGCGGCGGGCGAGCAGAGCAGCACGGAGUGGGAGGGCGAGGGCGAGGCCGACGACGACGACGAGGGCUCGGGCGCGCGCGCCGCCUGGGACGCGUGCGACGAGCCCGCGCCCGGCGCCACCUACGUCGCUACGGUGGUGGCGAUGGACGCCGACGCGGGCGCCAACGGCACGGUGCGGUACUCGGCGCGCGCCCGCGGCGCCGCGCGCGGCCUGCUGCGCGUGCACGCGACCUCGGGCCGCCUGCUCGCCGCUCCUCGCCUCCCGCUCGCGCCGGAAACCUCGUAUGACAUCACCGUGCGGGCUUGCGACGGCGCGCCGCGGCCGCGCUGCGGCGUGACGCGCGUGAGCGUGCGCGGCGUGGCGGUGGCCGAGCUCGACCCGCCCGGCUUCCUCCUCACCGUCCUGCAGGCCACGGACCCCGAUCAAGACCGAUUGUAUUACGACAUCGUGGGGGGGGACGAGCGCCAAGAGUUCUACAUCGGGCGCGAGGACGGCAGCCUGGUGCUGGCGCGGCGCCUGCUGUGGGAGCGCCAGCCGCACUACGCGCUCAACGUGUCCGUCACCGACGGCCAGCACACCGUCUACGCCACCGUGAACGUGACCGUGAUCAACGACGCGAACGAGGGCGGCGUGACGUUCUCGCUGGAGGAGUACGUGGUGGAGACGUCGGAGGCGCGGCGGCCGGGCGAGGCGCUGGUGGCGCUGCACGCGGCCGGCGCCGGCCGCCUGCUGUACGGGCUGCACGCGGCGAAGGCCACGCAUUCGCUGCCGCUGUUCAGGCUCCACGAACUCACGGGCGUGCUCGAGCUGGCUCAACCUCUCGAUCGCGAGAGCGCCGAAGUACACGAGCUGACGGUCUGGGCGCGCGACCAAGCGCCGCGCGCGUCUCGGGCGUUCGCGCGCGUCACCGUGCGCGUGCACGACGCCGACGAGCACGCCCCCGAGUGGGGCCGACGGCUGGCGGAGGCGAGGCUGCCUCGGAACGCGCCGGCCGGCGCCCUGGUCGCCGCCCUGCGCGCCGCCGACCGCGACGCGGGGGACGCCGCGCGCAUCGCCUACUCGCUGGCCGGCGGCGACGCCGACGGCGCCUUCGAAGUGGACCCGGCGUUGGGCGACGUNGGCGACGUGCGCCUGGCGCGCGAGCUGCCCGCGCGCGGCCCGCGCGAGUACACGCUGCACGUGCGCGCGGCCAACCCGCCGCCGGCCGCGCGGUCUUCGACGCUGCCGCUGCACGUGAUCGUCGUGGAACCCGACGACGCGCCGCCCCGGUUCGUGACGAGCGACAUCGUGUGCGAGGUGUACGAGAACGAGCCGGCGGGCGCCGCGCUGGCGGCGGCGGAGGCGCGCAGCUCGAGCGCCGUGUGGUACGCGCUGGAGGGCGGCGCGGGGCUGUUCCGCGUCAACCCCGCCGCCGGCCUGCUGGCCACCGCCGCGCCGCUCGACUACGAGGCCGCCAGCUUCUACAACCUCACCGUGCUCGCCGUCAACAUGGGAGGAGGCACAGCCCGAGCGCACGUGGCCGUGCACGUGCUGGACCGCAACGAGUUCGCGCCGACGCUCCGCAAGCGGGAGUACCGCGGCCGCGUGUCGGAGGCGGCGGCGGCGGGCGCGCUGGUGGCGGACGGCGACCCGGCGGCCGGGCUGGGCGCGCCGCUGGUGCUGGCCGCCGACGACGCCGACUCGCCCGCCAACCGGCAGCGCGCCUACGAGGUGCUGGAGCCCGCGGCGGCGGCGCUGUUCCGCGUGGACCCGACCACGGGCGCGCUGCACAUCGCCGCUCCGCUCGACUACGAACGCGCUCCGCGUCACGAGUUCACUGUCAGGGUUUUAGACGCUGGCUCGCCGCGCUUGCCGUCGGACAGCGUCGCUCGCGUCACCGUAGACGUGAUCGAUGUGAACGACUGCCCGCCCGCGUUCGAGCACGCGUCCUACGAGGCGACUGUGCUUUUACCGACAUCGAAAGGAGUGGUCGUCACGAAAGUUUCCGCGACCGAUCCGGAUCCGCCGCAAGACGGCAGCAUCAAAUUUGACGUCAUCGAAGGCGACGAAGGCGGAGCGUUCGCUUUAUCGAGCGACGGGACUCUGUCCAUAGCGAAACCGGACGACCUCGCCGAUUCAUAUCGACUGAGAGUUCGGGCGUCCGACGGCCUGUACUCGAGUACGGCACGAGUGGAAAUAAAGGUGCGAGAAAUAGAAAACUCGGGCCUCGCCUUCCAGAAAUCGGACUACUACGGUUCGAUCGUGGAGAAUUCAACAAAACCGACUCUGAUCGCCGUACUGAACGUUCUCGGCGCCGCUCUCAACGAGCACAUUGAAUUUUUCAUACUCAAUCCUGUGGAAGGAUUCGAAGUGGGGCGCACGUCGGGCGCGGUGCGCAGCACGGGGCUGGCGCUGGACCGCGAGCGGCGCGCCGCGCACGAGCUGCUGCUGGAGGCGCGCGGGCGGCAGCGCGUGGCGCGCGCGCGCCUGCACGUGGCCGUGUCCGACGUCAACGACAACUGCCCCGUGUUCGUGGAGCGGCCCUACGUGGCGGCCGUGCGCGCCGGCGCCGAGCCCGGCACGCCCGUGCUGCGCGUGCGCGCCCUCGACCUCGACGCCAACGACAACGGCGAGGUCCGAUACGAGAUGAAACGCGGUCACGGGGAGCUGUUCCGCGUGGACCGAGGAACGGGGCAGAUCACGCUCAAGCAGACGGUGGACGCGCACAACCAGCUGUACACGCUGGUGAUCGCGGCCUUCGACGGCGGCGCGCCGGCGUGCGGCGCCGACGCGGCGGUGGCGGUGCGCGUGUGGGGCGGCGGCGCGGCGCCGGCGUGGGAGCGCGCGCACUACGAGCUGGCGGCGCGCGAGGACGUGCCGCCGGGCGAGCCGCUGGCGCCGCCGCUGCGCGCGCUGUCGCCGCUCAACCGCCAGCUCAUCUACACGCUGGUCGACGACCCCGCCGCCCCNGUCGACGACCCCGCCGCCCCAGGCCCGCCCGCCUCGGACCUCUUCGAAGUCCUCUUCGACGCAGCACCCGACAGAGGCAAUAGUCCAUGCGUGCUGGUGGCGCGCGCGGCGCUGGACUACGAGCGCGCGCGCUCGCACGCGCUGGUGCUGCGCGCCACGGACGGCGUGACGGGCGCCUUCGCCGACGUGGCCGUGACGCUGCGCGUGCUCGACGUCAACGACUGCGCGCCCGAGCUGGCGCGCGACGUGUACCGCGCCGCCGUGUCCGAGGCCGCGCCCGUCGGACACCUGGUCGUGGCCGUGCGCGCCACCGACAACGACACGGGAGUGAACGGCGAAAUCCGAUAUUCCUUGAGCGGGUACGACGACGGCUCGGCCGUGCCGGAGUUCAGCGUGGACCCGGCGAUGGGCGACGUGCGCGUGGCGGCGCCGCUGGACUGCGAGGCGCGCGCCGCCUACCACCUGCUCGUCACGGCCGCCGACGCCGCCCGCCCGCCGCUGCUCACCACCGCUCAUCUCUUCAUCACUGUGGACGACGUGAACGACAGUCCACCUCGGAUGGAGCGCGGAGUGGUCUCGGUGGUCGUUUCGGCGGAAGCGGCGCGAGGAACGGCGGUCGGGCGCGUCGCCGCCUGGGACCCCGAUUCUAGUGACGCACCACGACUGAGAUACGCGUUGGCCGGGGCAGGCAUGCCGCACCACGCGUUCGCCGUGCACCCGCGCACCGGCGUGCUGACGCUGGCCAACACGCGCGCCUGGGCCGCGGCCGGCGCCGGCGGGGCCAGCCCGCGCUCGCUCAACGUGUCGGCGUCGGACGGCGCGCACGCCGCCUUCGCGCGCGUCAAGCUCGCGCUCGCGCCCGCCAACCGGGAGCCUCCGCACUUCCCGCAUCUCGUCCACGAAGCUCGCGCGCUCGAAAACCAGCCGCCUCCGCUGCUGCUCACCACUGUGAAAGCGUACGACGACGAUCCCGGCGAGUACGGCACGGUCACCUACUCGAUACCGUCCGCUCGGCUCCGCGAGACGUUCGCCGUGGACGCCGCGAGCGGCGCGCUGACGGCCCGCGUCCCGCUGGACCGCGAGCGGCGCGCCGAGUGGGAGGUGCCGGUGACCGCCAGCGACGGCGGCGGGCUGCUGCGCCACACGACGGUGCGCGUGCGCGUGGCCGACCUCAACGACAACGCGCCCGUGUUCCCGCACCGCGAGUACCGCGCGGCCGUCGCGCACGACAAGCCGCCGGGCGCGCCCUUCCUCACUCUCGCGGCGUCGGACGCGGACGCGGGCGAUAACGCGCGUCUGUCGUACUCGGUGUACGAGGGCGACGUGCGCACCGACGCCAGCGGCCUCUUCGCCGUCGAUCCUCACACCGGGGCACUGUCCUUCGCGAGAGACGCUUCUGGCUUUGCGUCACGGUCGGUGCAAGUGUGGGUGAGGGCUCGCGACGGCGGAGGCCUGGCCGGCGAGGCCCCAGUGUCAGUCUACGUGUUGGGUCCGGGCGAAACGGCUCCGCGAAUACACGCGCCGCCUCCCGAUCUCUUCCUGCCCGAAGAUGCCGCCCCGGGAACCCUCAUCGCGGAGCUACGAGUGCCCGAGUCGCCCGACGCUCCGGAGAGCACAGACUCCAACGAGGCGGCGGAUUCACCCUCCCCGAGGUUCAGGCUGGCUCCGGGGCUGUGGCCGCGGGACCUGUUCGCCGUGGACUCGUCCGGGCGACUCGUUCUCGCCGGACAACUCGAUCGGGAGACUGCCGCGGAGCACAUCAUCGGCAUCAUCCUGGAGGGCUCGGGCAGCCCGGCGCCGGCGAGCAUGGCGCAGACGCGGCUGCACGUGCUGGACGUCAACGAGCACGCGCCCGCCUUCCACGCGCAGCCCUACGUCGUGCACGUGGCCGAGAACACGCCGCCGCACUCCAGCCUCGUGCAGCUGAUGGCAGACGAUCCAGACUCGGGCUCCAACGGCGAAGUACGAUUUUCACUGGCCGGUGAGGGCGAGGAAGGGACCGCAUCCACCAGCCUGUUCGCCGUGGAUCCGUACAGCGGCUGGGUGACGACGACGGGCGCGCUGGACCGCGAGGCGCGCGCCGAGCACCGCCUGGCGCUGCUGGCCGCCGACAGCGCCGCGCCGCCCGGCCGCCGCACCGCGCGCGGCACGCUCGUCGUGCGCCUCGUCGACUACAACGACUGCCCGCCCGCCUUCCUGCACGACGACUACGACGCCGAGGUGCCGGAGGACGCGGCGCCGGGCACGGUGGUGGCGCGGCUGGGCGUGCGCGACGCGGACGCGGCGGGCGGCGCGCUGGCCUUCUUCGUGGCGGACGGCGACCCGCGCGCGCGCUUCCAGCUGCGCGCCUCGGGCGAGCUGUUCGUGGCGCGCGCGCUGGACCGCGAGGCCGCCGCGCUCUACCGCCUCAGCGUCGCCGCCACCGACGGCAAGUUCACGGCCUACACGCGCGUGCGCGUCGUCGUGCUCGACGUCAACGACAACCCGCCGUACUGCCUCCGACACCGGUACUACGCCGAGCUGCCGGAGGACGCCGCCAACGGCACCCGCGUCAUGCAGCUGGCGACGGGCGACGCCGACGAGCCCGCCGACCCGCAGCUGCGGCACUUCCUCACCGGGGACUUCGCGCACCACUUCGCCAUCGACAAGGAGAGCGGCGUGGUGACGGUGGCGGCGGCGCUGGACCGCGAGACGCGCGCCGCGUACCGGCUGCGGGUGCACGCGCAGGACCGCGCGCGGCCCGCCUGGGGCUGCUCGUCCGAGCUGCUGCUGCGCCUGCGCGACGCCAACGACAACGCGCCGCGCUUCUCCGCCGCCACCUACACCGUCACGCUGCCCGAGGACGCCGACGUCGGCACGCUCGUGGCCAAGGUUCACGCUACGGACGCGGAUCUCGGAGAAAAUCGUCUGGUGCGCUACUCGUUCGUUGACGAGUCGACGGAGGCGUUCGAGCUCGCGGCCGACAGCGGCAUCAUCACGCUGCGCGCUCCUCUGGACCGCGAGACGCAGGCCGAGCACCGGCUCGUGGUGCGCGCGCGCGACCGCGGCGACCCGCCGCUCUCCGCCACCGCCACCGUCCGCCUCACGGUCGCGGACGUCAACGACAACCCGCCCGAGUUCGAGUUCCACCAGUACCGAGCUGUCGUCCCCGAGAUCGACGCUCCCGGCACCGAGGUGCUCCGCGUGCGCGCCACGUCCCGGGACGCCGGCGUCAACGCCGACGUCUACUACUCGCUCAUCGGCGGCGACGGCCGCGAUGACUUCGCCGUCGAUCACUCGAGCGGUGUUCUGUCCAUCGCCCGACCACUCGAUUAUGAACGAAGGAGAGAAUACGCUCUUACCGUGCAAGCGAUCGACGGUGGCUCACCGCCCCUCAGCGACCGCGCAUCGAUUAACGUAACCGUAUCGGACAGCAAUGACAACGCUCCGUCAUUUUCGCAAGAAUCUUACGGAGCUCGAGUUCGCGAGGACGCCGAGGUCGGUGCGCGAGUUUUGCAAGUGAUAGCGGAUGACGCGGACUCGGGAGCCAACGGCCGCGUGGCGUACUCCAUCGCCCGCGGUGACCGCGAUGGACAGUUCACCGUUGACGCUGACACCGGCUACAUUUCCGUGGCGUCUCCGCUCGAUCGAGAAACCAUUCCGGCUUACGUUCUCGAAGUGAGAGCACGCGACAGAGGUGUGCCGUCUCUAGAAACCACGACGUUGGUAAAUAUUGAAGUUGUCGACGCCAAUGACAACCCGCCUCUUUUCGCUCAGACAAACUACACGGCCGUCGUUCAAGAAGAUCGACCACUGGGACACACCAUCAUCAAAUUUGAAGUGCAGGAUGCUGAUGCACCUCCGAACGGCGCUCCAUACACAUUUGACUUUCAAUCUGGCAACGAGAUGGGAGCUUUCCGACUGGAGCAAGAUGGUUACUUGCGCUCGGCGACUCGAUUCAAUCACCGUAUCAAGGACCGCUAUGCACUGCAAAUUAGAGUAUUCGAUAACGGUACUCCACCACUGUUUUCUGAUGCCUGGGUGUACAUAAGGGUGAUCGAAGAGUCACAGUAUCCACCCGUUAUAACUCCGCUCGAAAUCAUCGUAAACUCCUACCUCGACGAAUUCCCUGGAGGGACCAUAGGACGAGUCUUCGCAUCGGACCGCGACGCUUAUGAUACCUUAACGUACGCGAUCGCCCCCGUGGACGGGGCCCCUUAUCCUCCCACGGAUCUUUUCGAAAUCGAUCCCAAGAACGGAACGUUGCGUGCGGCGCCGCGACUCGACGUCGGUGAUUAUCGGCUCAACAUCACAGUCGACGACGGCAAGUUCAUCAGUUUCGCGAUAGUGCGCGUCGCCGUCGUGCUGAUCUCCGACGAGAUGCUCGCGCAGGCGGUCGUCGUGCGCUUCCGCGAGGUCACCGACCGGGACUUCGUCCUCAGCCACCGCAAGGGCUUCCUGCGGGCCGUCGCCGAAGCGACCGACUGCGACCCCGCCGACGUGGUCGUGGUCAGCGUCCAGCCGUCGGGCGAGACGAGCGAGGACGAGCCCCGGCGAGAGAGGCGGCAGGUGGCCCAGGACCUGGACGUCGCCUUCGCGGUGCGCACGGCCGCCGACGGAGGCGGCUUCCUGCCCGCCGACGCGCUGCGGCGCCGCCUGCACGCGCACCUGGAGCGGCUCGAGGAGCGCACGCGGCUGGUGGUGGAGGAGCUCGUGCGCGUCGCGUGCGGCGGCUGCGCGCACGGCGCCUGCGUGGAGCGCGUGGCGCUGCGCCCCGGCGGCCUGCGCGCCGUGGCCACCGACGUGUUCGCGCUGGUGGCGCUGCCGCACCGGCUGCGCGGCGAGUGCGCGUGCGCGCCCGGCUUCGGCGGCGAGCGCUGCGACCGGCCGGCCGGCGAGCGCGAGCCGGGCGACGCGGGCGAGGGCGCGCCGGGCGUGGCGCACGUGGCCGGCGACGGCUACCUGGUGUACCGGCUGGAGCGCGGCGUGGUGGCCGGCGAGCGGCUGCUGGACGACGAGCUGACGCUGUCGCUGCGCUUCCGCACGCGGCGCGAGCGCGGCACGCUGCUGCAGGCGGCCGGGCGCGUGGACUACGCCGUGCUGGAGGUGGCGGAGGGGCACCUGCAGUUCCGCAUGGAGCUGGGCUCGGGCCCGGCGCUGGUGCGCGCGUCGGUGCCGGUGGCGGACGGCGCGUGGCACGAGGCGCGGCUGGAGCGGCGCGGCGCGGCCAUGCGGCUGACGGUGGACCGGCGCAGCGCGCACGCGCAGACGCCGCCGCCCGCCGCCGUGCUGGACGCGCGCGCCGACCGCCUGCUCAUCGGCGCCGCCCUCAUGAGACACGCCCACGCCUUGGCGCCCGAACAGGUGACGUACGGCUUCCACGGCUGCAUCGCGGAGGUGCGUCUGGGCGGCGCGCUGCUGCCGCUGGAGGAGGGCGGCACGGCGGCGGACGGGCGCGCGCAGCUGCUGCGGCGCGUGCGCGUGCGCGUGGCCGCCGCCUGCCCGCCGCUGGCGCCGCCCGGGCCCUGCGCCUCCUACCCCUGCCUCAACGGCGGCACGUGCCGCGAGGCGCCCAGCCUGCUCGAGGCCGAGCCCGCCGGCAACGACCUCGAGGGCUACGCCUGCACCUGCCACGCGCGCUUCCUCGGGCCCAGAUGCGAGGUGGACGCGGACCCGUGCGCGUCGCAGCCGUGCCUGCACGGCGGGUUCUGCGCGGCGGCGCCGGCGGGCGGGUUCCGCUGCGCGUGCGCGGGCGGGCUGGCGGGCGCGCGCUGCGAGCGCGGGCGCUGGUGCGCGCCGGGCGUGUGCGCGCACGGCGGCGCGUGCGAGGAGGGCGACUGGGGCCCGUCGUGUCGCUGCCGCGGCUACUACGGCCCGCGCUGCCAGUACGACGUGGACGAGUGCGCCGGCGAGCCCUGCCUCAACGGCGCCACCUGCCUCAACGAGCCCGGCUCCUUCCGCUGCCUCUGCCCGCCCGACAAGACCGGCAUGAACUGCGGGAACCCGCUGUACUCGGACGCGGUGGUGGCGGGCGGCGCGGGCGGCGGCGGCGGCGCGCUGCGGGCGGCGUGGCGCUGGGCCUGCGAGGCGCGCUGGCCGCUCGCCGCCGCCGCCGCCGUGACGUACGGCUUCCACGGCUGCAUCGCGGAGGUGCGUCUGGGCGGCGCGCUGCUGCCGCUGGAGGAGGGCGGCACGGCGGCGGACGGGCGCGCGCAGCUGCUGCGGCGCGUGCGCGUGCGCGUGGCCGCCGCCUGCCCGCCGCUGGCGCCGCCCGGGCCCUGCGCCUCCUACCCCUGCCUCAACGGCGGCACGUGCCGCGAGGCGCCCAGCCUGCUCGAGGCCGAGCCCGCCGGCAACGACCUCGAGGGCUACGCCUGCACCUGCCACGCGCGCUUCCUCGGGCCCAGAUGCGAGCGGACAUCUCUUCUGAAACUCAAUAAAGACACAGGCGUCGUUAUGUAUGUGCAGGUGGACGCGGACCCGUGCGCGUCGCAGCCGUGCCUGCACGGCGGGUUCUGCGCGGCGGCGCCGGCGGGCGGGUUCCGCUGCGCGUGCGCGGGCGGGCUGGCGGGCGCGCGCUGCGAGCGCGGGCGCUGGUGCGCGCCGGGCGUGUGCGCGCACGGCGGCGCGUGCGAGGAGGGCGACUGGGGCCCGUCGUGUCGCUGCCGCGGCUACUACGGCCCGCGCUGCCAGUACGACGUGGACGAGUGCGCCGGCGAGCCCUGCCUCAACGGCGCCACCUGCCUCAACGAGCCCGGCUCCUUCCGCUGCCUCUGCCCGCCCGACAAGACCGGCAUGAACUGCGGGAACCCGCUGUACUCGGACGCGGUGGUGGCGGGCGGCGCGGGCGGCGGCGGCGGCGCGCUGCGGGCGGCGUGGCGCUGGGCCUGCGAGGCCCGCGCCGCACGCGUCACCGCGCCGCCGCCGCGCUGCGACAAGCUGCCGCCCGCGCGCGCCUCCAAGCUGUCCAACCUCGAGGCCGUGGCCACGCGCCGCGAGCGCCCCGCCUCGUGCGCCGAGCCGCCGCUCAACAACGCCGACACGCUGCGCAGCUACGGCUCCGCCGGCGACGAGCUCGAGGGCAUCCCGCCCGACUACCGCCGCAACCUCAACAUCGAGCCCGCGCACGACCGCAAGCCCUGGUCGGAGCAGAUGCACCUGCACACCUUCGUCGACAACAAGAUUUACAACGAUCUCAAAGGCAGCAAAAGCCGGUCACGAACCCGGUCGCCGGGCGCGCUGCGGCGCGGGCCGGGCGCGGGCGAGCCGCACCUGGUGGGCGGCUACCACUGGGACUGCUCCGACUGGUGCGGCGGCGGCGGCGCGCUGCCCGGCAUCAGCGAGGUGCCCGGCUCCGAGCGCCCCGACUCCUCCUCGCCGCCCUCGCCGCCCUCGCCCCGCCGCCCGCGCGUGCGCCGCGCCGUCUCCGGCUCCGCCACCGACGACCUCGAGCUCGACCUCGACGCCGACCGCGACACCGACGCGUCGCGCUUCCCCGACGCGUCCUCGUACCUGCUCCACCCGGACGAGUAUCUGCCGCACCCGGACGACUGCCGCUCGCAGCCGCCCUCGGACUCGGAGCCGCUGCGCGCGCGCGUGCUGCGCGAGCCGGACGCCGCCAGCCUGAUCACCAUGCUCGAGGAGCGCGACUCGCUGCUCGGCGGCGCGGGCGCGGGCUCGUGCAGCGACCUGUCCACGAACCUGUGCGAGAUCGAGGAGUCGGAGGCGGAGGAGGAGGCGGCGCCGCGCGCGCGACACACCGACGUGUGACGCCGGCGCGCGGCCGCCGCGCCGCCCCCGCCCGCCCCGCCCGCCCCGCCCCGCGGCCUCUAGCGGACCCCGAGCGAGACCGAGCGACGGUCUCUCCAUGAUGAUUAUGGAAAAUAGUGUAGUUCCUCGUGUGAGGUGUAAAUAUGUACAUUGUAGUCGUUAAGAUUCGAGCGAGCGAGCGAUCGGCCGUGUGCGAUGGAGCGAGGCCGAUUCGAUUCAACCGACUGACGGACGCCCUUUCCGCAAGAUGCGUACGCGUGAAAAUAUGGUGGUCGAUGUUUGAUUGACUGUGAUCCUGGUGAGUGCUUGCGUUCUGUUGCGAAUCACCGUUAUGCGUCUGAACUUGCCAUCAUUAUUUUUAUAAUAAUAGUCAUGAUCGAAUGAACAAAAAAUUAUGCUUCUCUAAAACUUAAAUUCUAGUAUUCGCGAAUACUUACAUGAGCUUAAUUAUAAAGGAAUGGCGAAGCACCUUCAAAAUGUGUAUUAAAAUUAGAACUAAACUCAAAAAAAUAUCUUUCUUGUAUGUUUUUCAUUUAUCGAUAAAUCUCUUGCCGUUCAUUUUCAUUCGUAUCUCCUUUUUAGUAAAUUAAACAUCUUGCAUCUAAUCGAUCAUUUUGUGUAGAUGUUUAUUUAUUUCGUAGUAUUAAUUUUACGUAUUUCGCGGGACCAUACCGUAACUAUAGCAUUUAUGUAAUGUCACUACGUAGUAUUACUACUUACUUUAGUUUAUUGCGUAUGUAACGAGCACAGACAGUGAUUGUGUGAAUGUUAGAGUGCGUCCGAGCGCGCCGCCGGCUCGCGGCGGACGCAGUGUAAAUAGUGCGGUGUACAUACGGAGACGCGCGGNGCGCGCGGCGGCGACCGCCGAUAACGUUGUUAUAAAUUAUAAUGGUGCUCUGACUAUAGGUUCAUAUCAUAACUUUAAACUGUGCAUUUAUAUAAAAUCGUAGGAUAAACGUUCUCCUUAUAGGUUAGCGAAUUACAUUAAGCGAUCUAUUUUUAUAUGUAUAAACAUCGGUUAGAGAUAUCGCGGCGCCCGCGGGCCCGCCCCUUGUGAUAGCACGUAUCUUCCCGCGCGCUUGUUUGCUAAUGCUCCGACUCCGACUUGAGUUCGUAUCGAUUCACAGAACCUCUAUUAUAUUAUAUACUAAUUAGCAAACGGUCGCGUCGAUUCAUUUUUUUACAAACUGAUUUAUUAUUUAUUGAAUUUAUUGUUGUGUAAAUUUUGACACGACUAAUAAAAAAAUGGAAUUAUUAA